Messenger RNA from Nycticebus coucang (slow loris), 1798 nucleotides. Its product is annotated as UDP-N-acetylhexosamine pyrophosphorylase-like. Lineage: Eukaryota; Metazoa; Chordata; Mammalia; Primates; Lorisidae. Gene Ontology annotation, biological process: UDP-N-acetylglucosamine biosynthetic process. The transcript has a single exon. Gene Ontology annotation, molecular function: UDP-N-acetylglucosamine diphosphorylase activity. The record is from RefSeq and is a predicted model, not a curated record.
GAAGGUUUAUAGGUACAUAAAUUCUUCCCCCAUUGUCAGAAUGCUUGAGUAUCAGAGCAUUAUGAAUGUCAAUAACCUCAAACUCAGGUUGUCCAAAGGUGGACAAGAACACCUACUGCAUUUCUGGAAUGAACUUGAAGAAGCUCAACAGGUAGAACUUUAUGCAGAGCUCCAGGCCAUGGACUUUGAGGAGCUGAACUUCUUUUUCCAAAAGGCCAUUGAAGGGUUUAACUAGUCCUCUCACCAAGAGAAAGUGGAUGCAUGAAUGGAACCUGUCCCUCGAGAGGUGUUUGGCAGUGAUACCAGGGAUCGAGAUCAGUUGCAGGCCUGGGAAAGUGAAGGACUUUUCCAGAUUUCACAGAACAAAGUAGCAGUCCUUCUUUUAGCUGGUGGGCAGGGGACAAGACUUGGUGUUGCAUAUCCCAAGGGGAUGUAUGAUGUUUGUUUGCCAUCCCAUAAGACACUUUUUCAGAUUCAAGCAGAGCAUAUCCUGAAGCUACAACAGUUAGCUGAAAAAUAUCAUGGCAAAAAAUGCAUUAUUCCAUGGUAUAUAAUGACCAGUGGCAGAACAAUGGAAUCUACAAAGGAAUUCUUCACCAAGCACAAGUACUUUGGUUUAAAAAAAGAAAAUGUAAUCUUUUUUCAGCAAGGAAUGCUGCCUGCUAUGAGUUUUGAUGGGAAAAUUAUUUUGGAAGAGAAGAACAAAGUUUCUAUGUCUCCAGAUGGGAAUGGUGGUCUUUAUCGGGCUCUUGCAGCCCAGAACAUUGUGGAGGAUAUGGAGCAAAGAGGCAUCUAGAGCAUUCAUGUCUACUGUGUUGACAACAUACUAGUAAAAGUGGCAGACCCACGGUUCAUUGGCUUUUGCAUUCAGAAAGGAGCAGACUGUGGAGCAAAGGUGGUAGAGAAAACAAACCCUACGGAACCAGUUGGAGUGGUUUGCCAAGUGGAUGGAGUUUACCAGGUGGUAGAAUAUAGUAAGAUUUCUCUGGCAACAGCACAGAAACGAAGCUCAGAUGGAUGGCUGCUAUUCAAUGCAGGGAACAUCACCAACUAUUUCUUCACCAUUCCAUUUCUGAGAGAUGUUGUCAAUGUUUAUGAUCCUCAGUUGCAGCACCAUGUGGCUCAGAAGAAGAUUCCAUAUGUGGAUUCCCAAGGGCUGUUAAUUAAGCCAGACAAACCAAAUGGAAUAAAGAUGGAAAAAUUUGUCUUUGACAUCUUCCAGUUUGCAAAGAAGUUUGUGGUGUAUGAAGUCUUACGGGAAGAUGAGUUUUCCCCACUGAAGAAUGCAGACAGUCAGAAUGGGAAGGACAACCCUACUACUGUGAGACAUGCGUUGAUGUCCCUUCAUCAUUGCUGGGUCCUCAAUGCGGGGGGCCACUUCAUAGAUGAAAAUGGCUCUCGCCUUCCAGCAAUUCCCCACUUGAAGGAUGCCAAUGAUGUACCAAUCCAGUGUGAAAUCUCUCCUCUCAUCUCCUGUGCGGGAGAAGGACUAGAAAGUUAUGUGGCAGAUAAAGAAUUCCAUGCACCUUUAAUCACUGAUGAGAAUGGAGUCCAUGAGCUAGUGAAAAAUGGUAUAUGAAUCAGAUACCAAGUUCUGCCAUGAUGGAAAUGGCUUUUAUUUUUGACAGACCAACUGUGAACCUACAGGACCUCUACUGGAAGACUGAAGUUUGAAUAGCCACAAGGUUUCAUUUUACUUGUUGAAGUCUUAUAACUACUACAAACUUCCCAAGAUUCAGAUGACUGAACUACAGAGAACACUUUUAUGAUUCUCAACUCAUUGAAGGUCUUAUUUAUA